This is a messenger RNA of Plasmodium gallinaceum, 267 nucleotides long. Its product is annotated as ubiquinol-cytochrome c reductase hinge protein, putative. Bases 1 to 267 code for a protein of 88 amino acids. Gene Ontology annotation, biological process: mitochondrial electron transport, ubiquinol to cytochrome c. Lineage: Eukaryota; Apicomplexa; Aconoidasida; Haemosporida; Plasmodiidae. The record is from RefSeq and is a predicted model, not a curated record. The transcript has a single exon.
AUGUCAUAUCCAUAUAACCCAGAAUUUUUUGUUCGUUACCCAAAAUUUAAAGAAAGGGAAGAAAAAGAUAGAAUUGUGGAUCCAAAAAUAGAAUUAGAAAAAAAAUGUGCAGUGAAAUGUGUUCGACCAGUUAAUGAAUAUCAAAACUGUGUAAGUAGGGUAAAAGCAAGAACUGAUGAUAAAGGAAAUUGUUUAGGUCAAUAUGAGGAAUUAUAUGUUUGUAUUGAUCAUUGUGUUGCUAAAGAUUUAUUUAAUUAUCUAGUUUAG